AUCUCGCGAGAAAGUGACGUGCAACAGUAAUUUCGCGGGAACGGUCGUCUAUUUUGUUUUCUGGAGAAAAGUCGGGAAAUACGUGCUAAUAUUAUCACUUUCUAGACGGGCAAAGCUAAAGUCAGAACCAUUUUAUAAGCUUAUUUUCAGGAGCGUGAUGUUCUCUGACCUGAGUGCUCAGAGGGAGGGAUCCUCUCUGCUCUGCCGCCCAGCCUCGGAGGACCAGGGCCCGGUGUUUGAGAGGACCACAAUAGACUACAGCCCCUGCACAGAGCGCUACAGACUCGGGGAGCGGAGCUUCAGUCGCCAGUAUGCUCACAUCUAUGCAGCUCGGCUCAUGGAGAUGAGACCCCUGCUUUCAGAGAGGGCCAAACACAAAUGGGGUUCGGAUGUCCUCAUCAAGAAGCUUUGUGAUCUGGAGACAGGGGAGCAGUGUUGCAUUGUAGGGACCCUGUUCAAGCGCAUGGACCUGCAGCCAUCUAUACUGAAGGAGAUCAGUGAGGAGCACAACCUCCUGCCCCAGCCUGCAAGAACCAAAUACAUCACAGAGGCAGACGAACUGAUCUUGGAGGAUGAGCUGCAGAGAAUCAAACUGGAGGGCAAAAUUGACAGAGACAAAUGUGUCACAGGUAGUGUUAUUGUGAUCUACGGAGCUGAGAAGAACGAUGGCAAGUUCACAGUUGAAGACUUCUGCAUGGCUGAUCUCCCUUUGCAGACACCCAGACCUGCACUAAGCUCUGAUAAGUUUGUGCUACUGGCCUCAGGGCUCGGCCUUGGCAGCAGCAAGGCGGACAGCAUGCUGGGUCUGCAGCUGCUGGUGGACAUGGUAACUGGUCAGCUCGGGGACACGGGAGAGCAGAGUAGGGCGGCGACAAUUUCCAGGGUGCUACUUGCUGGAAACCUCUUGAGCCAAAGCACCCAGGACAAAGAUGCAUCGACAAAGCCUAAGUAUCUGACUAAGAAGACCCAGGCAGGCAGCGUGGAAGCCAUGCGUUUGCUUGAUGAACUGCUGCUGCAGCUGGUGGCAUCCAUUUCAGUGGAUGUGAUGCCAGGGGAGUGUGACCCCACCAACUACACCCUCCCACAGCAGCCCCUUCACAAAUGCAUGUUUCCUCUGUCCUCUGCAUACCCCACACUGCAGCUGGUCUCCAAUCCGUACGGUGCAAACAUCGACGGAGUCAGGUUCUUGGGUACGUCGGGUCAGAACGUCUGUGACAUCAGGAGGUACAGCAGCAUGGAGAGCCAUCUGGAGAUAUUGGAGGAAACGCUUUGGCUCCGACACCUGGCCCCCACCGCUCCGGAUACCCUAGGUUGCUACCCGUUUUAUCAGAGAGACCCGUUCAUCUUGGAGGACUGUCCACACGUCUAUUUCAGUGGCAACGCUCCAGUCUUUGGGUCCAAACUCGUCAAAGGUUCUGAUGGUCAGGAAGUCCUUUUGGUCACCGUCCCAGACUUCAGCAGCACCCAGACCGCCUGCCUGGUCAAUCUACGGACCCUGCAGUGCGAGCCGGUUUUCUUCUCUGCCUUCUCCGCUGACGAAGAUGAAGAAAGCGAGAUGAAUGUCAGUCAUUAACAGAACAAUAUUCACCCCUCCUCUCUGGAUCAGUUGGACUAAAGAUCUCCAGAUUAUUAUUUUUUUUCUUCCUGUUCGGGUCAAAGGUGUUAUAACUGAUCAUCCAGUAACAAAGACUAGGUGCUAUACAAGACUCACUGUUUACUAUCAGUUUUAUUUUGGCUCACCUGUGCCAAAAUGACAACUUGUUUUGUUUAAAAAAAAAAACACGAUUGACGGCGGUGUAAAUAAUUCAGCUGUUUGUUUUUAAUGUAAGUUCACAAUAAACAUCUUUCCAUGAAGCAUA
Cyprinodon tularosa is the source of this 1859-nucleotide messenger RNA. RefSeq names its product polymerase (DNA directed), delta 2, regulatory subunit (gene pold2). The record is from RefSeq and is a predicted model, not a curated record. Bases 158 to 1573 code for a protein of 471 amino acids. Gene Ontology annotation, biological process: DNA strand elongation involved in DNA replication; DNA replication. Gene Ontology annotation, cellular component: delta DNA polymerase complex. Gene Ontology annotation, molecular function: DNA binding. The transcript has 11 exons. NCBI's taxonomy places the organism in Eukaryota, Metazoa, Chordata, Actinopteri, Cyprinodontiformes, Cyprinodontidae.